Messenger RNA from Thelazia callipaeda (thelaziosis nematode), 486 nucleotides. The record is from the annotation of a GenBank genome assembly. NCBI's taxonomy places the organism in Eukaryota, Metazoa, Nematoda, Chromadorea, Rhabditida, Thelaziidae.
AUGUCACCAAAAGAUGGUUCACUUCGCUUGAGUAUGGAAGAAUCGUUCUAUCUAUGUGCAGAAGUGAAUUUAUUGCGUAUUUUAAACGAUGAAGAAGUAGAAUACGCUGCUGAAGAUAUUUGGCAGAUAUUUUUUAAUUAUUCGGGCAUUCAAUUUGUGCGACGCUAUGCUACAUAUCGUUUUUUAAGGAAUUGUGGUUGGGCUGUGCGGUCGGGAUUACAUUAUGGUGUUGAUUUUAUGAUUUACCGUGAUGGGGCAAAAUAUCAUCAUAGUAGUGCUGGAGUACGGAUUGUUAUACCAGAUAAAAUUCGUUCGGUUAUACCUUUUAUAGCAUUGAAUAGAGAAUUAAACAGUGUAAAGAAGAGAUUGAUUGAAGCUACAGUAACUAUCCCUAGUAACUGUAAUCUGCAAAGUAUGACUUGUAUUAGAAUGAUUACUAUUUCAACAAAUACAUGUCUUACUUGGAAUACUUCUGAUGGUCGUUGA